GAGCACGCAAGUCAGGUGCCUUUAGGUUGUACGACCAGUGCCUUUUCUGACUUCUCUGAAGAUCUAGCCACAGGAGCUCCUUCUCAUUCUGUGAUUGGAUAGUUAGACUUUGGGUAGUUAGCUCCCCCUCCCUCUUCUUUCUGACGUCCACCAACCCCCUUCUUCUCUCCGACUGUCCCCAGGCUUACCUGAGACAGACAGAGAGCACAACUGCACCAGCGUUAUCCCCCCCCCUCCUCCUCCUCCUUUUCUCCUCCUCCACAUACUGCUAGUCACCUGGUGAGGACAGACAGCAUGGGCAGCAGUAGGAGCGAUAGCAGUAGCAGUCUCCAAUCACAUGUAAUUCUACUGCUUCUCUGACUUGCUUGCCUCUUUCCAGAGAGAGAGAAAGUGAGACAGAGAGAGAGAGAGAGAGAGAGAGAAUUUGGAGCCAUUGUCCCCUUGGAGAAAAAAGAGGGGGGAAACGAGGGAGCACUGUUAAACGAGAGGAGCGGUGAGAAGGAGAAGUCAUAGGAUGAUUUUGGGAGGUAUAAACCGUGCGGGGGCGAUGCCUGCGUUCCUGCGGACCCCCACUAUGAUCCAGCCACACCUGGAUAUGAAGCCCUUCCUGCAGUUCCCCAUGGACACAGCUCCACCACAACACAGCAUGGGCCUGUUUCACAACUUCAACACCGUGAGUAGUAUAUACAAAACCAUGGACCCAGUUCAGAAGGCGGUGAUUAACCAUACCUUUGGCGUUCCGCUGGUGAAGACCAAGAGGCCCAUCAUCUCCUGUAACGUGUGCCAGAUACGCUUCAACUCUGAGAGCCAGGCAGAAGCCCACUACAAAGGCAACCGCCACGCCCGGAGAGUCAAAGGCAUCGAGACCUCCAAGAGUCGCCCCCAGGAGGGUGACAAGCCGGCCCCACCUGUCCCCCCCUCCCCGUCCGACCCCAGUGGACCCCAUACAGGCACCUCGGACAUCAGCGACCCCUGCAACGCAGACGAACUGCGCCCUCUGUCGUCACAGUUUAAUGGGGGAUCUCUGCUGGCCCUGCCUGGGCCCCUACACCCCCUGCCUCCCCUCUCCACCUCUCCCACCACCGACUCCCCCCUUGCCCCCUCUGUGUGUCCCAUGCUGACCUCCCCCACCCUCACCCCUCCUCCUCUGCUCCCCCAAUCCUCUGACUCUCCCCUGGCUUUCGGCACCACCAACCCAGACCAGAGUGGUGGUCCAGUGGCCCCUGUUGCUCCCGGGGCCCCGGCCGGCCCAGAGACAGAGGAGGACAAAGCUAAGAAACUCCUCUACUGCUCACUCUGCAAAGUAGCCGUCAACUCCCUUUCACAGCUGGAGGCUCACAACAAAGGUACCAAACACAAAACUAUCCUGGAGGCUCGCAGUGGGCUGGGUCCCAUUAAGGCGUACCCUCGACUGGGCCCCAAACUCCCAGGGGAGCUGGGAGGGGGGCCGCUGGACCCCAACACUCAGGAACGCACCUUCCACUGUGAGAUUUGCAACGUGCGGGUCAACUCCGAACUGCAGCUCAAGCAGCACAUAUCUAGUCGAAGGCACCGAGACGGAGUGGCAGGGAAACCCAACCCACUCCUCAGCAGACACAAGAAGCACAGGGGGGCUGACCUCACGUCCUCUCUGACCUUCUCUAAGGAUCUCUCCAAAUGUUUGGGCGCUGGGCUCUUGCCCAGUCCCCUGGCGGUUGCUGCAGCGAUGGCCGCCGCCGCUUCCUCAAACCACCAAUUGGCUCAGCUUCGCGCCGCAGCGUCUUCCGUCCACCACCCCUCGCAUCACCACCACCACCACCUAUUACAGGGCCCGCCUCUCAGCCACGCCAUCCUAAGACCCGCCCCCGGACCCAUGCGUACCUCCCACGGGCCAAUCCUCUUCUCUCCUUACUGACUCCACCCCCCUCCACCUCGGCCAGUCAGGAGCAGCCACUCCAAAAGCACACUGUGAAGAAAAUUAUCAAAAUAAACAACAAACAGCAAUUGAUAGGUUAAACAAAUCAUCGGUGAACAAAUCAAACGUAAAAAAACAUCUAGAGGAGUAGAAAAGAAAGGGAAGAGGGCACCCUGACCUGAAACUCUCCCUCCAUCUCAUAGACUUGUGACUGCGAGUGAUCGACUGACGGAGAGAGAGAGUGAGAGAGAGAGAGAGAGAGAGAGCGAUAGGAGGAGCGAUACACAGUAUGCAUUGGAUAGACUCCCCUGUUCGUCUCUCACCUCCCUCUCCCCCACACACUGUGAGAUCCAUCACUGCAUACAGCGAUAGAACAAACUGAUGAGACUGAUCGCGCACACACACACACACACACACACACACACACACACACACACACACACACACACACACACACACACACACACACACACACACACACACACACACACACACACACACGCACACACACCCCUCCACUGCAGCUAACUAUUCCAGUGCAGUAUGCACUGGGCCACACUAAGUAUGUAUGGUUUCCUCAUCAUUCUUUAAUGUGCACUUAGUCUACUAUUCACCUCCACCUCUUCCUAUGCACCUCCAAACCAAGAGAAUAUUGUUACUAUAGUAUGCCAGUACAGUAGGCUAGCUGCUUUUCAGUGGUCUUCUUCUUCGCUAUUAUAAACGUGUGUAGCCAUGUAUAAGUAUAGCAAUAUUCCACAAUACUCUACAUUUCUCCUCCCGCUCUCGGGGGCACAAACGAAACAGGCAAUCUUGUUCCCCAUUUGUGGGUGACCCCUAGGUUCUCUUCCUAUUGGUGGACCUAUAGGUCCUUGUUAGAGUAUUACUGUGGGUGACAACAGGAUUGGGAUGGUCACGUCUUGAUGUGGGACGCGUGGGGGCGGGGCAGAGGAGAGAAGAGAACAGGACUGUAAAGGUGAUUGUGAAAAAAAGGGUUCUUUGGCUGUACCCGUAGGAGAACCCUUUGAAGAACCCUUUUUUGGUUCCACGUAGAACACUUUCCACAGAGGGUUCUACAUGGAACCCAAAAGAGUUCCUCUAGAACCAAAAAGGGUUCUCCUAAUGGGGACAGAGUGUAGGGUGAUUAUGGGGGAGAGAGGGGUAAGAGAGGAGAAAGGGAGCAGGACUCUGGGGUACUUUGUGGCAAGGCUAGGUGAGAGGACGACCAGCGUGGGUCACUGGAUAUCUAGACCCAGGGGCACUGUGGAGGAGGCGGAGACACGCUGGCGUUUGAAAAUAGAUUGUAACAACAAAGAUGGCUGCAGGGGGGGGGGGAGUGUGUCAACCACCAUAACGAUCACAGCUAAACCUCUCCACAGGAUAGGAGAGUGCGAGAACAGAGAGAGGAGCUAGAGCAGAGGAGGCGUGCAUUGGUUCAUACUGCCCCUUUAACACAGUAACCUGGAACCUUGCCAUAUACUCUAACUGGUAUUCUAGCAUCUACUACUCAGUGAGACCACAAUGUGAGUCUUAGUCCUCAAAGUACAACCACACGAGAGUCUGUUCUCGUGUGUGUUUGUGUGUGUCCCCGAGAGCGUGCGGAGAGAAUGAUUUGUGUAUCUGUGAUAAAGCACAGGGUUCCGGAUUCCAUCCACCUAUGCAACCCCCCCCCCAUAUGAACUCCAUACAGUGUUGGUGGUGUGACCAGUGUACAGUAUCUCUACGUAGAGUAUCUCCCUGUAUGUCUCCCUGUCCUUCUCUCUGUUUGGGGCCUGUAGUUCUGGGGUCCAGAAUGGUCAGGGUCUUCUCUUAUGCAUCACUGGAUCGACCCCCCCCCCCCCCUCUCUCUCAUCCUCUUCCAUCCGGAGGGUUGGUUUAAGGCUACAUAAGGGCAACAACGGGACCGCAAACUUCCAAACGAUCUCUACCAGAUCCCCCGAGAGAGACAAAGAGCGAGAGCGGCACAGCGAGAUGGAGCGAGAGCGAGAGGAGGGCGAGAGAGAGAGAGAGAGAGAGAGAAGACACUGAACUUACGUGACAACCACCCCGGAGCACUAGCACAGCAAGGUCACACGUAGUGUAUUUAGGACAGGCCUGGGAGACCCUGCCCAACCCUCUUUCUUUUGGACUUCCACGCCUUCCUGUCUUUAAACGGAAAGCCAUGCAAUGCUAUGUGUAUUAUUUCACCGUGACUGAUCAGUGUUUUGUUCUGUUGUGUUUUGGGUUGGUUGGUUCAUUUCCAUAGUUACCUACACAAUUAUAGUGACGUGCUAAUAAUAAUAAAUACAACAAUUCUAUUUAGGAGGGAAUGGUUGGAGACGGGUGGAAGUGAGACGGGUGGAAUAUUUAGGAGUUGGUAAGAUACCGGAUGCAGAGACUGAGACUGUGCUGUCCACCUACAGUAGGCUACCUGAACUGAGAAUUAGAAGAAGAGAAGCCUGCCCUGCUGAACACUGUUGUAGCACUGGGCCGUGUUCACGGCCUCAAAACGGAGGAAAACUAGCCGAAACGGAGCUGAACAGGGCGGUACUACCUGAACUCGUCCAAUAAGAAACGCCAGGCGUUCGUUUUCUGUUGCAAAAAGUGCCCUAAAUGAACACCACCCCAAACGGAGAUGUACAUUGCCCUUCCAGCGAGAAGCAAUGUGUUCUAAUGUCUUACCUUUUGAUCGGAGAGUUAACUUGUUGUUGUUAAGCGUAAACAAUGUGUUGUACACUACAGGGUAAUGUACAGUGAACUCUGGGUCCUAGAUGUGCUUAAAUGCAUUUUUGUCCUGGUCAGGUCACAUGGUCGAGUCACAUAGUAAAACUCAACCAUAGUAAAAAGACAUGUAAAACUCCUGGUCCUAUGAAUGGGAAACGUGCCUGAUAAUAGGCCUUUUAUGUUCGUCCACAGAGGAGGUGGCCUGCAGAGGGUACAGUAGAGAAGCUCAAUACUAAAUGGACCCCUAGACCCUAUGCACUUGCAGCGAUCUCAGCGGAUUGGACACAACAAUGCGAUCUAGUCAAUCAGUCCGGCCAGAUUGCGCUACUACCAUAUUGCGUAUCGAAUCAUCUUAAGAUUUCUUCAAGUGCGUAGGUUGAAGGGUCUUAGAGGUCGAUUUGGGACAGGGCCGGAAGAAGGACAAUAAAGAAGCGGUUUAGGGAAGGGCCAUUCAUAUUAGAGGGGUCUAAUCCAACGGUAAUUAUGGCUGUGGUCCAAUUCUCUGACCUACCCAAGAGUGCAAUCCUGCACCCACCCUCGUGGAUUUAAAAUUGACUGGUGUAAGGAACAUGGCGUAAAUCAUGCUUGCAAAAAUCCAAUGCUUUUAAAUAAGGGGGUGUGAACAAGUGUACACUUAUGGGUGAAAGAGAGAUAAUUGGAAAUCAGCCAAUCUCUGCUUGGGGAACGGCACGUACACGCCAGGUAGCUGGCAUUAAAGUUGAUCUGACAAGAUGUUUUCAUUUAGUUUGGACUUUUUGUGUUUUUGUUGCGUUGUGUUCCAUUUUCGUGUGUGAGAAAUAAGGUUGAGUAUUGAGUAAUAAAUCCUGAUAUGACAGAAUACGUGAUUAUAUCAAUGCCAUUAUGUAAGAGCUGACUCAGUCAGUUUAUCCACCAAUGUGCUCUUUUGGUUAACUUGAUCUUAAUCCUGAUCUUAAACUUGAUCUUGACUUGGUGGAGAUUAUUUCAUUUGUAGUGAAGUUAAAAAGUGUACUUGGAGUAGUGCUCUUGUUCAUGUUGGUGUGUAAUCAUUAUGUCUGCGUCCCAAAUGGUACACUAAGCCCAUAGCGCUCUGGUCAAAAGUAAUGCACUAUAUAGGGAAUAGGGUGCCAUUUCAGAUGCACCCUGUGUAAUAUUGUGUGUAUUGAGACCUGCUCUCCCCACUCUCCACCAAUCAGAGACCAGAGAAGCCAUGGCUGGAACAGAAGUGGCCUGUCACGAUAUACAGGAGACAAACAUUAACCCAGGCAGGGUGGCCGACCACAAUAGAGGAGACAAACCUUAACCCGCCCACGCAGGCACAGACGUUAAGCGAUUGUUUCUUGAUAUAAGGUUGACGAAGCAUCAAACAUUAUUAACAACCAUGACCCAACCGAUCAGUUCAAAGGGUUUGAUUCUGUCACUGUUAGAUCCAUGAAGUUGAAAUGUACAUCUAUUGUUCAUAUCGUAGUCACCUCAAAUGGUACGUUCAUCCUCAUGUAAUUAAUCAAUACUGUUGAACAUAUUUUCUGAACAGGUGUCCUGGUAGCUGUGUGUAGGCUCUUAGCCUUAUUCCAUCCUUAUUAAUCACCAGCGGCAGAGAAUGCUGCCCAAAUGGCACCCUAUUCACUAUGUACUGCCCUGGUCAAAAGUAGUGCACUUUAUAGGGAAUAGGGUGCCAUUUGGAAAACAUCCAGAGAACGAUAAAGAUGGAGACACUUUGGUGAAACCGUGUCUUGCCAAUAAAGUACUUUUUUUGAAUUUCAUUGUCAGAGGGGACAAGUAAGAGUUUGUAUGUCGAAUUGUAGCAAUACCCAACUCAUACUGGCUACUCUUGUUUAUUGCAAUAAUAAUUAAAAAAAUGAACCAAUAAAAUACAUAUGUGAGUAAAAUAUUAUAAAUGUAAUUUUAAACAAAAAAAUAUACUUUACGAAAAUGCUAUUGGUGUCUGUCGAGAGAAAUGAAUGGUGAAAAAAAAAAGUUAAUCAAUGUCAAUAAAUCAAUAAACUGAAGAAGGAAACCUC
This is a messenger RNA of Oncorhynchus kisutch (coho salmon), 6594 nucleotides long. RefSeq names its product zinc finger protein 385A (gene znf385a). Gene Ontology annotation, molecular function: nucleic acid binding; zinc ion binding. The transcript has 8 exons. Gene Ontology annotation, cellular component: nucleus. Bases 515 to 1894 code for a protein of 459 amino acids. The record is from RefSeq and is a predicted model, not a curated record. NCBI's taxonomy places the organism in Eukaryota, Metazoa, Chordata, Actinopteri, Salmoniformes, Salmonidae.